Molecule: messenger RNA, 1643 nt
Organism: Cottoperca gobio
Lineage: Eukaryota; Metazoa; Chordata; Actinopteri; Perciformes; Bovichtidae
Product: leukocyte elastase inhibitor-like
Exons: 10
Coding region: 137-1468 (443 amino acids)
Biological process (GO): negative regulation of endopeptidase activity
Molecular function (GO): serine-type endopeptidase inhibitor activity
Source: RefSeq, a predicted model, not a curated record
GUCCCCUUCAGAAAAUAAUGUUAUUAUACACAUAAAGCCCGGUGUCUGAUUGUCCUGUUGCUGUUAAUCCUUUGCAUUAUCUCCUCCCCUGUCCUGUUCAUGUUAACUCGGCUGAAUUCAGACCACAACAGACACAAUGGAGACACCAACCCCAUCCAAGAUAUCCAAGGCCAACACCACCUUCUCUCUGGCCUUGUUGAAAAAGCUGAGUGACGACGACAAGACCGCAAAUAUCUUUUACUCCCCUUUCAGCAUCUCUUCAGCCCUGGCUAUGGUGAUGCUGGGGACCAAGGGCAGCACAGCCACGCAGAUGUCAAAGGUCCUCGCUUUUACUGACGCAGAGCAACCACUGUCGACGGUACCACUGCCGACGGUACCACAGCUGACGCAGACGCAAACGCAGUCGCCGAUGCAUUCGCAGAUGACGACGCGGAUGCAGAUACAGACGCAGAUACACCAGUCCAGCAGACUGCCACAGUAUCUGCUCAAGUGCCUGAGUGCCAAUAAUGGCCAAGAUGAUGUCCACGCAAGCUUUGCCGAACUGCUGAGUGAGCUGAACAAGGAGGACGUUCCGUACGCCCUCAGCCUUGCCAACAGGCUGUACGGGGAGCAGUCCUACCAGUUUGUUGAGGAAUUCUUAGCAGAAACCAGAACGCACUACAACGCCGAGCUGGAGUCUGUGGACUUCAAAGCCGGCGCAGAGGCGGCCAGGGUCAACAUCAACAGCUGGGUGGAGAAGCAGACGCAACAUAAAAUCAAGGACUUGCUGGUCAAGGAUGCUGUGAACAGCGCGACCAGGCUGGUGCUGGUCAACGCCAUCUACUUCAAAGGCAACUGGAACAAACAGUUCCAGGAGGAUUCUACUAUUGAUGCUCCGUUUAGAAUGAACAAGAAUGACUCUAAAUCGGUGAAGAUGAUGCGCCAGAAAAGUGAAUUCUCUCACACCACCAUUUCUGAGGCCAACUGCCAGGUCCUAGAGAUGUCCUAUGAAGGCAAGGACCUCAGCAUGCUCAUCUUCCUGCCCAAUGAGAUAGAGGACGACACAACGGGCUUGGAGAAGCUGGAGAAGGAGCUGACCUAUGAGAAAUUUGUGGAUUGGACUCGCUCAGACAAGAUGGAUCUAACGGAGGUUGAGGUGAGGCUGCCUCGAUUCAAGAUGGAGGAGACGUAUGACUUGAAUGACGUCCUAAUCAGCAUGGGCAUGACGGAUGCUUUUGAUGUCCAAAUGAGUGACUUUUCUGGCAUGUCCUUGACUACCGACCUGGUACUGUCCAAAGUCGUCCACAAGGCUUUCGUGGAGAUCAACGAGGAGGGAACUGAGGCUGCUGCUGCAACUGCUGCCGGGGUAACAGUUACAUCUAUAUUGAUUCCUGUCACGUUCAACGCAGACCACCCCUUCCUCUUCUUCAUCCGACACAACCCCACCAUGAGCAUUCUCUUUGCCGGCCGAUACUGCUCCCCCAACUGAGCACUACUGUAUGUCCUGCAGUCCUACGAUGGGCCCCUAGGCUCAGACAUGUAAAGGGCCCUCACCCCUCCAACAUCCGAGCAAGAGCCCCUCAUUCUAUCUUUUAGGUGAUUUGUGUGUCUCGUUGUGGCCGUUUUGCACGUCUCUGGUAGUUUUGCAUGUCUUUGUGCUCUUU